GGAGCUCAGAAGCAUGUCCAGGAAGCCCAGGCUUACCUACUUGAAUGGAAGGGGGCGAAUGGAGCCUGUACGAUGGCUGCUGGCAGCAGCUGGUGUGGAGUUUGAAGAAAUUUUUUUGGAAACAAGAGAGCAGUAUGAAAAGUUAAUCAAAGAUGGAGUUCUGAUGUUCCAGCAAGUGCCCCUGGUUGAGAUCGAUGGGAUGAAGAUGGUGCAGACCAGAGCCAUCCUCAGCUACAUAGCAGGGAAAUACAAUCUCUAUGGGAAAGACUUGAAGGAGAGAGCCCUGAUUGACAUGUAUGUAGAAGGAAUAGCAGAUCUGAUGCAAAUGAUUUUGGUUUUUCCUUUCUCCCCACCGGAGGCAAAGGAUAAAAAUCUUGACUCAAUUAAGGAGAGGGCAAUUAACAGGUACUUCCCCGUCUUUGAAAAGGUUUUGAAACAGCAUGGCCAAGACUUUCUCGUGGGCAACAAAUUCAGCUGGGCAGAUGUUCAGUUACUUGAAGCCAUUUUAGCAGUGGAGGAGAAAGUACCUGCUGUGCUGUCCGGGUUUCCUCAGUUGCAGGCUUUUAAAAUAAAAAUGAGCAAUAUGCCUACAAUUAAGAAGUUCCUGCAGCCUGGCAGCCCAAAGAAACCCCCACCAGAUGACUUUUAUGUAGAAAAAGUGUUCAAGAUUUUUAAGAAGUGAGUGCCUUGCUACCUUC
Molecule: messenger RNA, 698 nt
Organism: Indicator indicator
Lineage: Eukaryota; Metazoa; Chordata; Aves; Piciformes; Indicatoridae
Product: glutathione S-transferase 3-like
Exons: 6
Coding region: 14-682 (222 amino acids)
Biological process (GO): xenobiotic metabolic process; glutathione metabolic process
Molecular function (GO): glutathione transferase activity
Source: RefSeq, a predicted model, not a curated record